AUGCCUGGGGUAGAAAUUGAUCGAUCUACCUUAUGGAAGAAAGCUAGACAAGACAAAGAUGGUAACAUCCCUGAUCCAAAGGUGGCAGAGAAAGCAAAAUUAAUUGAUGAAUUGCAAAAACAAGUGGCUGAAGGCAGUCUUAGUGUAUCUGGCAGUAAUGAUGUGUUGACCUUGGCUUUGGGUCCCGAGCAUCCAGGGAGAGUAAGAGGGGUAGGUGCUGGGAUUUCCCCUAGGCAAUACUUCAAUUUACCUAGACAACAGAGGGUAAAGUUUGCCGAUCAAUUGAAGGAAAGUGUAAGAAUUGUCUUUCAAGAAGAGACUAAGAAGAUGGAAGCUAGAUCAAGGGAAGAGACUUUAAGGAUGGAGGCUAGAACCAAGCAAUUGGUAGAGGCUGAGAGGGAACAUUUACUGAGUCAGCUUUCCAAACUCAUCCCCAAUUUUGAUCCAAGCUUGCUUAAACCGAAAACUAGCCCCUGUCAAAACCAAGGUCUAGAGCAAAGUCCCAAAAAUCCAAUGUCUGACAAAGCAAGCUGCUCUGGGGAUGUGAGAUCCCUACAUUUUGAGGAUGAUAUUGCCAAAAAUGGGGAAAAGCAGGAAGAAAUGGUGGAGGUGCCAUCUUCCUUACAAUCCCUUUGUCGUUAUGUGGAAACCACACUAAAGCCUCAGGAGAAGAUCAUGACCUUUACAAUUGGGAAGGAGGUGUUUGGUGCAAAUCGCAGUACCUUCGUCUUGCCUGAAGAUAUUGCACACUGUCAUUGGGUCUUGCUGAUUGUGAGAGCAAAGAAGGAAAUCGUCUAUUUUCUGGAUCCUCUGCCCGGAAAUCGUGUGGUUAAUGAGGAGGCCAAAAACAUGGUGAACAGUGCUAUAAAAAUUUAUAAUUCCCACAUAGGCAGACAAGGCCGUAAAGCACCCAUUUGGAAAACUCUGCCAGACACACCAAAGCAACCCAGCAAUGUCGAAUGCGGGUAUUAUGUCAUGCGCUUCAUGAGAGACAUCAUCAUGGAUCCUUCCCUGGAGUUUGAGAAGAUGUUUGCCAAGGGAAAAGAGCAAGCGCCAUACCCCCAAGCAGCCAUUGAUGAAGUUAGGAAUGAAUGGGCAGAGUUUGUUUGCCUUUCAUGUGGACUAGAGGAUUUUUAG
Molecule: messenger RNA, 1137 nt
Organism: Prunus armeniaca (apricot)
Lineage: Eukaryota; Viridiplantae; Streptophyta; Magnoliopsida; Rosales; Rosaceae
Source: the annotation of a GenBank genome assembly